AUGUCUUUUCUCUUCACACCUUCGGAUUAUACUCGUCAGGCCCAUGUCAAGCAUUCCCCCUCGUUGACGUUGGAAAGAGGCGAGACGCGUUUGCGACCAUCAAGAAUUGGAAAUCAAAACGAACGGACCUCGUUUUAUCUCAACACAGACACGGGUAUUGACCUCGAUGGCGAACUCAAGUCGGGCUAUGUUUCAGGAGAUCUACGGAGUAUAACACCGUCGCCAGAUAGCGCGAGCACGUCGUUUGAGCCCAUGCUACGCGCUGCCUCUCUCGACCCUCGUUCAUCCGUCCACAGACGGUCUUCAUCCUCACUCGCCCCACCAUUCGAUGGUCAACCACAUUUUCGACCCAUUAGCCGGUCCUCUUCAGCCGCAGGCUUGAUCCAAAGGCAACGAGAAGAACGAGAAAUCGUUCGACGUCAAACCAUGAGACGCGCAGGCGGAAACGUCUACUGUGGAACAAUAGGCGCUCUUCUGUCUCUUAUGACCGUUUGUUUGACAGUUAUUAUCCUCAUCUACCUCAAGUUACGCUGA
This is a messenger RNA of Serendipita indica DSM 11827, 534 nucleotides long. Lineage: Eukaryota; Fungi; Basidiomycota; Agaricomycetes; Sebacinales; Serendipitaceae. The record is from the annotation of a GenBank genome assembly.